Molecule: messenger RNA, 948 nt
Organism: Macrobrachium nipponense
Lineage: Eukaryota; Metazoa; Arthropoda; Malacostraca; Decapoda; Palaemonidae
Product: ubiquitin-like protein 7
Exons: 2
Coding region: 47-454 (135 amino acids)
Molecular function (GO): protein binding
Source: RefSeq, a predicted model, not a curated record
UUAUAAUAAAUGUUCUUUGGUGGUCACAAUUGUAAUUCAUUACUAUAUGAUAGGUAGCAAUGGUGGUAGCAAUGGAAGUAGUAACAGAUUCCCAAGCAGUGCCCCUCGAAGCAUCCCAACAACCCCAUCUGCAGUCACCACUACACCUUUUAAUACCCCUGCACCUUCCUCUGGUACUUUAGCUGGCUCAGGACCAAUCACACACGAGAUGUUCAGCAAUGCUUUGCAGAAUGCCUUGGCAGCUUCUGCAACAAGGGCUUCAGGCCCAUCUUCCUCAUCAUCAUCAGGUGCACCUGCAAGUGCCCAAAUCCCAAACAUUGAUGAAUCCUUACAGCUAAUGCGUGAGAUGGGAAUACCAGACGAAGAAUUAAGUCGGCAAGCUCUGCAAGCAACUAAUGGGGAUGUUCAGGCAGCUGUUAACUUGAUAUUUGCUCAGUGGAUGGCAGAUGACUAGCUUAGCCCUCAAUUUUAAAUUGUCCCGUAAUAUUUUAUGACGUCUUGUCUUCUGGUUGUGUGAGACAUUGAAUUUCUUUUAAGUCAUGAGGAUUAUUUAUAUGCUUAUCAAUAAGCUUAUCAUGAGAAAAGCCAGGAUAUUCAUGAAUAAAUCAUGUGACUCCCAUAAAUACUCCUUGCUACCUGGGUGAUAAUGUUUAAUUUCCAAGAAAAUAAAGGUUUUCUAAUAUAAUAUGGAAGUUGUGAUUUUCAUAAAUGUGUAAUAAAAUUGGAAGUGUAUCCCAUAAUUGUCUUAUGUGUUGAAUGUGUUCUUCAUUUGUUCUGUUUUGAACUUGCAUCAUAAUUUCUUAAAAAUUAACCUUCAAUCAUAAAGCAAUCAUAAAGAAAUAUUUUAUCCAGUCUAUUUUGAUCUGGGCAAUUAUGAGUGCAAAAACAUAAUUACGUAUGUGAACAAAUAAAAACAACCCAAAAUAUAAAACCUCUCGGAAAAUAAAA